GCGCCACAACUCCACUUUCUGCCGAUCCGCGCGUUCUUCUACAUAAUCCCUACUUCCUGCACUUCCGUGGUUGCGAAUUCGUUUUUCUGUCGGCGCAUCCGGAUCAUCCAAGUGAUUUUUGGGGACCACCCUUUCACUAUCUAUAUUAUCUUGGACCCUGAAAACCCACAUAUUUCCACAUCGGCUGCCCACUCAUCUGCAGAUCGGCAAUCUUUUUUGACAGCGGCUCCACUUCAAACUUCCCAUUCGUAAAGAUGUCCUACAACAAGCCUACAAGCCCACCCCCUUCCUACCCUCAGCCGGCCUACAACAAUACCCCGGGCUACCAGUCCCCGCCGCCCCAAGGCGGAGGGGCUGCAUCAGACUACUACGGCCAGCAGGGCCAGCAGGGCUACUAUGGCCAGCAACAAGGCUAUCCCCAACAACAGCAGGGAUACUAUAACCAACCGCAAGGCCAGAUGUACUACCCACCGCAACAGCAGUACCCACAGCAGCAACAGGGUUAUUAUGCGGGUGGCAAUCGCUUCGGCGGUAACAGUGGUGGCGGAGGAUCUGGCGCAGGUGGAAUCUGUGCUGGUGUGAUGGCUGCGCUGGCUUGUUGCUGCUGCUUGGAUAUCUUGUUCUAAGGUGGUGCGGUUUUCGCCGGAUGCGGUUACCAUACGAGUGCUUUUAUACGAACCCAACCCGUGGAUCCGUUGAGAUUAUGCUUCAUGAGGAUAGAUGCUGGGAUUGAUACAUGGCUUGGGG
Molecule: messenger RNA, 747 nt
Organism: Penicillium pulvis
Lineage: Eukaryota; Fungi; Ascomycota; Eurotiomycetes; Eurotiales; Aspergillaceae
Exons: 2
Coding region: 255-626 (123 amino acids)
Source: RefSeq, a predicted model, not a curated record